GCAAAAAAACCUUUCGGCUGGAGUUUUUACUUUUGUUCGUCCAAUGUUCCCUUGCGUUGCGCCCACCCUAAAUCCACGACUCCUCCCGAUAUCAAUCAAUCCCUCCUUCCCUCCCAUAGAUUAAAUCCAAAUCCUCCGCAACGAUUUUUCUAUCCUCUUUUCUUCGCUCAAUUAUUCCCUUUCCCAGGGUUUGCUGAGGGGGAUUUGUUAUUCUAGAUGAUUAUUGGGCAACUGUGGUUGUGAUUUUUCAGUGUCCAAUUGUUUUUUUCCCGUUCAUGCUUGAUAAAUUUUGGGCGACCGACCGUUUUGGUGUUCUUCGGAAACCCUAGAAUUUUGGAGGGCGGGGAUUGAUACGCGGAGGGCACGUCGUCUAGCUCUGACAAUUUUGACUGCUUGGUGCUGAUUUCGUUUUGGUUUUGUUUGUGAAGUUCCUUUUUUGAGUUAUAUAUAGUUCGGAGAAUCUUCUGGGGGUUUGUGGUAGCUCAGUGGUGUGUAUUUGUUCUUAGGGUUUGUUUGUUAGAGCAGGAAAGUUUGGAAUGGAUGGAUAUGGCGGCGGCGGGGGCGGUGGUGGAGGCAGUAUUGGUGAUUCGUCUAAGAUUCAGGAUCUUACACCGUUUGGCUCAAAAAUCCUAGAUUCAGGUGAGGAUGAGUUUGAUGCAUCGAGGUAUGAAUUCUUUGGUGGCGAAGUAAUGGAGGAGGUUGAACUUGGGGGAUUGGAAGAUGAAGAGGAUGAUAUUGUUGCAUUCGGGCUAGGGGAAGAAGGAUUUCUGUUGGACAAGGGAGAGGAUGAUGCAUUGGGACCCCUGUCAGACAUUGAUGAUCUUUCUAGCACAUUUUUGAAGUUGAACACAGAUGUCAAUCUACCUACAAGUACAGGUGGUGGCAGAGAUUGGCGGCUCAGAGAAAGUUCAUCGGCUGCAGAGUUUCCGCCUGGUUUGGAUUACCCUAAUUGGUUUGAUAAGCAUGGUUAUGAUGCUGAAUCUUUUCAGGAAAGCCAGAAAUGGCCCUCGGCACAUUCCCCAUCUGCCCACUUUAUGGAGCCCAAAUCAUUGUCCCGAGCAUCCUCAUACCCUGAACAACUGCAGCGUCCUCCACAACAAAGCCUACAUCAUCAGCAUUCUUUCGAACCAAUUCUUAACCCAAAAUUACCAUUCACUACAUACCCACCCCCUGGCGGCCGAUUGCAGCAAGGUUUGCCGAAUGACCAGCCUGGCCAUCCUAAUAUCCCUUAUCACCCGCCAGUAGUGUCAUCCGGUCUUUCUACUUUCCCAAAUCCUCAGCUUAAACUUAAUCCUGUGCCUCAUGGAUCACAGUUUGGUGGAAAUUUUCCUCAGUUACCUCAUGGUCGUCCCCCGGUUAACAGUCAGCUGCAAAAUCAGUUUGCGGCGCAAAGUGGCCUACACCCUGGAAAUCAUUCUGGUCUCCCGAACAAUUUUCCGCCGCAAAAGUUUCCUCACCAAAAUGGUCUAAUGCCUGCACAGCUGCGACCUCUGCACUCCCAGCAACCGAGGAUGAAGCUUCCGUAUCACGGUUCCUUUGGUCAUCUACCCGGGCCGCAUUCUCAACUUCUGAAUUCUCAGCUUUCUCAGUCGCCUCCUAUGCUCAACAACUUUGACAUGCUCGGGUUACCGGAUUUGAGAGAUCAAAGGGCUAUGCAACAUCAGAGAAUUCGACCAGGUAUGCUUCAUCCUCAUCCAGGCUCUGAUUUUUAUGGCCAGAGGAAUGAUCGGGGAUGGCCAAGGUUUAGAUCGAAGCACAUGUCUGCGGAUGAGAUUGAAAAUAUUCUUAGGAUUCAGCUUGCAGCUACUCACAGCAGCGAUCCAUAUGUAGAGGAUUAUUACUAUCAAGCUUGCCUGUCGAUAAAAUCUGCUGAAUCUAAGCUGAAACAUCAUUUCUGCCCGACGAAUUUGAGGGACAGUUCUUCUAAGCCUCGGAGCAGCAACGAGCAGCAUGCUUUUCUACAGGUUGAUGCUCUUGGAAGGGUUUCGUUUUCUUCAAUCCGCAGGCCACGGCCACUUCUAGAAAUCGACCCCCCGAAAUCAACCAGUGGGGACAGUUCUGAAUCAAAACUUUCUGAAAAGCCACUAGAACAAGAACCGAUGCUUGCAGCCCGGGUGACUAUCGAAGACGGUAUGUGCCUUCUACUCGAUGUUGACGAUAUCGACAGAUUUCUACAGUUUAAUCAGCUCCAAGAUGGCGGGGUUCAGUUGAGGCAGAGGAGACAGGUUCUGCUCGAAGGUUUAGCGUCGUCACUUCAGCUUGUCGACCCACUCGGGAAAAAUGGCCAUCCGGCUAAUUUGUCUCCUAGGGAUGAUUUUGUAUUCUUACGGCUAGCUUCUCUACCUAAGGGCCGGAAACUCCUUUUGAAGUAUCUUCAACUUCUAAACCCCGGCGAGCUCACCCGAGUCGUCUGCAUGGCAAUACUCCGGAAUCUGAGGUUUUUAUUCGGCAACCUUCCUCCCGACACCGGAGCUCUCGCAACAACCACCAGCCUUGCCAAGACAGUGUCGUUGUGCGUCUGCAGUAUGGAGCUUAAAGCUCUCGCCGCUUGUCUCGCAUCCGUUGUGUGCUCGUCUGAGCACCCCCCUCUGCGCCCCAUCGGCAGUCCUUCCAGCGAUGGAGCGUCUGUUAUUCUCAAAUCUGUGCUCGAGAGGGCAACCGAGCUGCUCCGAGACUCUCAUUCUGCCGUCAGUUGCAGCGCGCCUAACCGAGCUUUCUGGCAGGCCUCUUUCGACGCCUUCUUCGGCCUUCUCACUCAGUACUGCUUUAGCAAAUAUGACUCCGUUGUGCAAUCCUUCCUUGCGCAGCAGAUGACGAAUGGCGACAGUGGAUCUGACCUCGCCAAAGCAAUCAGCAGGGAAAUACCUGUCGAACUUCUCCGGGCGAGCCUUCCCCACACUAAUGAGCAGCAGAAAAAGGUCCUCCUGGAAUUCACACAGCGAUCAAUGCCGAUUCCGGCGGUGGCUGCCAGCGCCUCCGGUGGCGGCAAUCUAAUGCCGUGAAUGAAGGCAGACGGCGUGGCAGGGAUGAAGUUACCGAGUGCGAUUUCAGGUUAUUUUCUGAGGUGAAGGAUUGAUAUAUUAUUAUCAUUCUUGGGUAUCGUCAUCAACAUCAUCUAUCUUAAUACUAAAAGCAGUGCAAGGUGGUAAGGUAAGUCUUUAAGUCAUGAGUGAGAAAGAUACUACACUAGUUUUUGUUUUUGUUUAUGUUGCUGUAGAUUUAGAUGAUGUAGAAUUGCUUCUGCUGCUUCGGAUUUUCUCACUCUUCGUUUUACAAAUGUGUUUUUGAGUUAUAAGUUGGUUUCUCUUUCUCUCUCUACAUGAUGGAACAGAUUUUUGAAGUAUGCCAUCUGUGUCUCUCGUGAUUUGGAUUUUCUUUCUUUUUUUUUGUGUUUCUUGGGGGCUUAUUUUGAUGCUCUCUUCUCCUUGUUGGUGUGCUAGUCUCAUCCCUUCUAAGAUGUUCUUUGGGAUCUCUCUCUAUUGGCUACGGUUAAGAUGGUUAUGUUAUAUUGAUCUUAUUGAUGGGAAAUUGAGUUAACUAGAUUUUAUAGAGUUAAUUUAGUAAAUUUGUAUA
This is a messenger RNA of Andrographis paniculata, 3573 nucleotides long. RefSeq names its product protein PAT1 homolog. Bases 537 to 3002 code for a protein of 821 amino acids. NCBI's taxonomy places the organism in Eukaryota, Viridiplantae, Streptophyta, Magnoliopsida, Lamiales, Acanthaceae. Gene Ontology annotation, biological process: P-body assembly; deadenylation-dependent decapping of nuclear-transcribed mRNA. Gene Ontology annotation, molecular function: RNA binding. The transcript is spliced from 5 exons. Gene Ontology annotation, cellular component: P-body. The record is from RefSeq and is a predicted model, not a curated record.